CCCGCUCCCGCCUCGGGCCGAGUCACGUGUCAGCCAAAGAUGGCUGCGCCCUGGCGAGUUUAGCAAAGGUUGCGGUGAGCCUUAGCUGUGAAGGAAGACCGGAGGAAGCACCGGCUGCGGGAGGGGAGCAUAACGUACUGGCAUUCUAGGAAAGUGCAUUUACAGGGUCUGCUGAGCCUAACUUAAUUUUCAGACGCUGCACUUUUUUCAUUGCCUCUCGGAGCUAUCCUGAGUGACGUAGACGAGAUGGAAAAUCAUGAACUCGAUACUGUCAAGGAAAACCAAAUUUUUGAUAUCAUAACCAGAAAAAUUAACCAACUCCCAGAAGCAGAAAGAGAUCUACUUGAACAUGGAUCAAUAUAUAUUGGACUUAAUGCUGCUUUCUGUGGCCUAAUAGCAAACAGUCUUUUCCGGCGCGUCUUAAAUGUGACACAGGCUCGUAUAUCUGCAGGCUUACCAAUGGCAGUGAUUCCAUUUUUGACAGCGAACGCAUCUUACAAAGCUUUUGUAAGUUUACCAUUGAAUACAGGUGAUUUGAAUUGUGAAACCUGUACUGUAACACGGGGUGGAUUAGUUGGUCUUGUUUUUGGUGGUCUGCACCCUAUUUUCUUGGCUAUACCUGUGAAUGGUGGCCUAGCAGCCAGGUAUUCUUCAGCCCUGCUACCAGAGAAAGGAAACAUCUUAACCUACUGGAUCAGAAUUUCUAAACCUAUCUUUAGAAGGAUGUUAUUUCCCAUUUUGCUGCAGACUGGCUUUGCUGCAUACCUUGGUUCUAGACAAUAUAAACUACUUAUAAAGGCGCUUCAGUUGCCUGAACCUGGCCUAGAAAUUCAGUGAUUGAUAAGCAAAUACGUACACAAAAAUAAAACUAAAAAUAACCUAUGUCUAAUGUAUGAAUAAACAUAGACUUGUAAUU
This is a messenger RNA of Pteropus alecto (black flying fox), 916 nucleotides long. It is a transcript of the gene TMEM126A, whose product is annotated as transmembrane protein 126A. The transcript has 6 exons. The record is from RefSeq and is a predicted model, not a curated record. Gene Ontology annotation, cellular component: mitochondrion. Gene Ontology annotation, biological process: mitochondrial respiratory chain complex I assembly. Lineage: Eukaryota; Metazoa; Chordata; Mammalia; Chiroptera; Pteropodidae. Bases 247 to 837 code for a protein of 196 amino acids.